Lytechinus variegatus (green sea urchin) is the source of this 1757-nucleotide messenger RNA. Its product is annotated as zinc transporter ZIP13-like. The transcript has 10 exons. Gene Ontology annotation, biological process: zinc ion transmembrane transport; intracellular zinc ion homeostasis. The record is from RefSeq and is a predicted model, not a curated record. The coding region runs from base 148 to 1485 and encodes 445 amino acids. Gene Ontology annotation, molecular function: zinc ion transmembrane transporter activity. Gene Ontology annotation, cellular component: membrane. Lineage: Eukaryota; Metazoa; Echinodermata; Echinoidea; Temnopleuroida; Toxopneustidae.
UGUUAUCCAUCUUGUACAGACAAGCCCUCUAUUAUUUGACGCGACAGGUGAACUGACGGGAGUUUGUUUGCACGAAUUCUUGAAAUAUAAACAGAAAAGAAAAGAACUUUCUAAUGACGUCUUCUCGAAUUGGAACUAUGGUAAGAUAUGGCCACCUUGUUCUCAUCUCAUGGCAGAUGUAGAAUCGGCACCUAUUUGAUAAUAUUUGGAGGCUUAAUUUUCCUGUCCUCUUUGAGUUUGGCUGGUUGUGAAAUUCACCGAACUCGCACUCCGCGAGUCGCCAGGGCUAACCCGAAGGCGUACCCGGGAUCUGAUGCCGCAGGCGCAGGGACCAAGGCGUUCGGCGACAGUGAGCAACCGGUGUCGGACGCUGGAGUUGGAAAAGACGAAUUCGAAGAAGAGGCAGAUGACUUUUUAAAACAAGAUACGUAUUCUCAAACGGAGGCAUGGAUCUAUGCAUUGGCAUCAACUGUUCUCGUGGGUCUUAGCGGCAUAUUUCCUUUAUUUUUGCCAAUUGAGAUUGAUCCAUCAACUCAUGAUGAGAGAGGAGCAGCCAAAUUUAAUUGUAUUCUAAGCUUUGCUGUUGGAGGGAUGCUUGGUGAUGUCUUCAUUCAUCUACUGCCAGAAGCUUGGGCUCAUAUUGAUCAAAAUGAUUACAAUGGACACAUCAAAGUGGGUUUAUGGGUCAUCUUUGGGAUGAUCCUCUUCCUGUCUAUAGAGAAGAUAUUUGGUGAAGAAGAGGAAAAGCCAUGUCCAGCAGAAGAAGUAUCAAAUGGAGAAAUCAAGUCAGAAAUCCAUCAUGAUGACAAGUUGAUAAAGCACAACGGCUCCGCAUCACCCAUUGGAAACGGAGAGAAAACCUACCGUCCCCUGAAUGGAUUGGAACAGAAUGGCAUCUUAAAGAGAAGACCCCUAAAUACCAACACUUGUAUCACAAGGACUAAUGGCAUGAAUGGUUUGUCAAAUGGAGACCAUAAAAUAAUCCAGGCAUUACCCAAGAAUGAGGAGAAGGAUACAAAGGAAAAGAAAGUAAAGGUUGUAGGAUAUCUGAAUCUACUGGCAAACUUCAUUGAUAAUUUUACCCAUGGUAUAGCUGUGGCUGGGAGCUUUCUUGUUAGCAAAAAGGUCGGUAUGCUCACAACGGCAGCCAUUUUGUUACAUGAAGUACCCCAUGAGGUUGGUGACUUUGCUAUCCUACUCCGGUCCGGGUUCUCAAGGGUGCAGGCAACCAAAUCCCAGAUCUCAACAGCUGUGGGAGGGCUUGUUGGUGCAGUACUCACCCUCCUCUCCGAAUCGGCACAAGAAACAGGUAACCGAGCUGCGUGGAUCCUUCCAUUCACUGCAGGGGGCUUUAUACACAUUGCCCUAGCUACUGUUCUUCCAGAACUUCUUCAAGAGACAAAUUGGAAAGAGUCAAUAAAACAGAUGAUUUGCCUGCUGUCUGGCAUUGCUGUUAUGGGUGCUGUGAGCAUUUUAAUAGAAUAAACAGAUGACUGGUAGCUGGAGAAAUUCUGUGUGAUUGGUACUCAUCCCCCUUGGAUUGCCUCAUCCGAGCUACGUACAAUGUCACCAGCAGAUGUUUGAUAUUUUUUCCACAUAUUUUCUGUGAAAGUAUUGUUGAAAAUGCCUUCCAUAUUGUUUAUUCUGUGAUUAGACCAAUUCCUCAUCUUAGUCUGCAAUGUUAACCCUAAAAAGACUGGGGGGGGGCUGAUUCAGCCCUCCCUCGACAUUUUUCGCCAUAAAUCCGCCGCGCAAAA